GUUUUAUCAGCACUCCGACUGCUUGGCACUAGCUCAUUUCAGAGUGUCAUUGGCGAUGACUUCCUGAUUCAAGCAUCACAGUCAACAGUAUCAAGGAAUCUUCAGGGCGUUAUCUUAAUUGAAAUACUGCCACAGUUCAUGAAAUUUCCAAUGAGUGAAGAAGCACGUUUUGAGAAGAAAUGUGACUUCUUUACAAAUGGAUUUCCGAACGUUAUUGGGGCAAUUGAUGGCACGUUAAUAAAUAUUCAGAGACCAUCAGAUGAUGACUGGUUUGUUUUUAUUAGCCGUAAAGGGAAAUUUGCCCUGAAUAUUCAACUGGUCUGUGAUGCUAAAAUGGAAAUUUUGCACGUUGUUGCACGAUGGCCAGGCAGCACACAUGACUCCUUUAUGUGGAAAAGGAGUGAACUCAGAGAACUUUUCGUUUCCGGCGAAAUACCAAGACAGAAUUUUCUUCUUGGUGAUAGUGGAUAUCCACUUGAACCAUGGCUCUUAACACCAUAUCGUUUAAGUGGAGGUUUUCUUUUUCUUAAAUUUUAUUACUGUGCGUAA
Messenger RNA from Stegodyphus dumicola, 549 nucleotides. Its product is annotated as putative nuclease HARBI1. NCBI's taxonomy places the organism in Eukaryota, Metazoa, Arthropoda, Arachnida, Araneae, Eresidae. The record is from RefSeq and is a predicted model, not a curated record.